Messenger RNA from Adineta steineri, 765 nucleotides. NCBI's taxonomy places the organism in Eukaryota, Metazoa, Rotifera, Eurotatoria, Adinetida, Adinetidae. The record is from the annotation of a GenBank genome assembly.
AUGGCCGGUGCAAAUGCUCGACGAUUUUUUGUUGGUGGAAAUUGGAAAAUGAAUUAUUCACAAGCUGUUUUAGAAAAAGUUAAUGACGCGUUAGGAAAAACAAAAGAUGCUGAAGCUGAUAUUGUAUGUGCACCACCAGCUCUUUUUAUCAAAGAUUUUGUUUCAUCAAAACCAUCGCAUGUUCAAGUAGCAGCACAAAAUUGUUAUCAUGCUAAAGAAGGUGCAUUUACUGGUGAAAUAAGCCCGGAAAUGUUAAAAGAAGCUGGUUGUACCUGGGUUAUUCUUGGUCAUUCAGAACGACGAACAUUAUUCAAUGAAGAUGAUGAAUUUUUAAAAAAGAAAAUUGAUUAUGUACUUAAUAAAACCGAUAUUAAUGUUAUUGCUUGUAUUGGUGAAACAUUACAAGAACGUGAAUCUGGAAAAACAAAUGAAGUUGUUGAACGACAAGUUAAAGCUUAUCAAGAGAAAAUUGCCAAUAAUCAAUAUGAUCGCGUUGUAAUUGCUUAUGAACCUGUAUGGGCUAUUGGUACUGGUAAAGUUGCAACACCUCAACAAGCUCAAGAAGUUCAUGAUCAUUUACGAAAAUUUAUUGAAAAAAAUACUAAUGGUGAUAUUGCUAAAAAAGUCCGUAUUAUUUAUGGAGGUUCAGUUACUGGAGCAAGCUGUAAAGAAUUAGCUCAACAAGCCGAUAUUGAUGGUUUUCUUGUUGGAGGUGCAUCGCUCAAACCAGAAUUCGAACAGAUCUGCAAAGCACGUCAAAAUUAA